Equus quagga is the source of this 5105-nucleotide messenger RNA. It is a transcript of the gene VEPH1, whose product is annotated as ventricular zone expressed PH domain containing 1. Lineage: Eukaryota; Metazoa; Chordata; Mammalia; Perissodactyla; Equidae. Bases 451 to 2952 code for a protein of 833 amino acids. Gene Ontology annotation, molecular function: phosphatidylinositol-5-phosphate binding. The transcript has 14 exons. Gene Ontology annotation, biological process: regulation of signal transduction. The record is from RefSeq and is a predicted model, not a curated record. Gene Ontology annotation, cellular component: plasma membrane.
AAUCUCCUGUAGAAAUAAGCAGAGCUUUGUGCCACUUGUGAGCUCGAAGCAGAAGUUUGGGAGAGGGAGAAGAUACUAUUUUGCCCAUUCUGCAGGGUGAGUCCAGGGGAGGGAACCAAGUGUACCUCGGGCUUGACAAGCUGCACGGGGAAGUGCAGCUGUUGCCACAGGGCAGAGUCGGCAGAGGCUGCCAGGCUACCUCUGAGCGUGGUCAUGGGUUCCAGCCAACUUGCUCCAAACAUCAAGCAUUUUGCCUUCUGUUUCCUAUGACGCCAGAGUUUCCAGUGCUAAGAGAGAGUGUCAAAGAAGACCUGAAAGUCUGGAGAAAAAUGACAUUUCAAGGAAUACGGCGUAUACCUCCUGCUACGUGUUUUUGUCCUAUUAACCUCUGAUGACGGAAACAUACGGCCCCGGGCCUACAGAAAGUCAAGGAUUACCACAUUCCUCAUCAUGCAUCAACUGUUCAGGCUGGUCUUAGGACAAAAAAAUCUUUCACGAGCUGGAGACCUCUUCUCCUUAGAUGACUCUGAGAUUGAAGACAGCCUGACAGAAGCUUUGGAGCAAAUUAAAAUAAUUAGCUCAUCUUCAGAUUACCAGACCAACAGCAAUGACCAGGCAGUGGUUGAGAUCUGUGUCACGCGAAUCACGACAGCCAUCAGAGAGACAGAAUCGAUUGAAAGGCACGCCAAAGCCCUGGUGGGGCUCUGGGACUCCUGCUUAGAGCACAACCUGAGACCCUCUGGGAAGGACGAAGACACCCCUCAUGCAAAAAUUGCUUCUGACAUCAUGAGUUGCAUUUUGCAGAAUUACGAUCGGCCCCCUGUGAUGGCAUUAGCCAUCCCCAUCGCAGUGAAAUUCCUCCACAGAGGCAACAAGGAGCUGUGCAGGAACAUGUCCAACUACCUGUCUCUGGUUGCAAUUACCAAGGCAGAUCUCCUGGCCGAUCACACAGAGGUUAUAGUCAAGAGCAUACUCCAAGGUAAUGCCAUGUUGUUGAGGGUGUUACCUGCUGUGUAUGAAAAGCAGCCUCAAGCGAUUAACAGACGCCUGACGGAACUCCUGGCCUUGAUGUCUCGGCUGGAACAACCAGAGCAGUACCAUCUUCUACGGCUUUUGCACGUAGCAGCAAAGACAAAGCAACCGGAGAUGGUUCAGAAGUGUGUUCCUUUUCUAAUCGGGCAUUUGCAGGAUUCGACCCAUACUGAUGUCAUCUUGAGCAUCCUCACAGAGAUAGCAGGCUACGCGCCAGAGGCUCUGAACAGUUCCCUUCCGGUGCUGAAGGAGAUGGCUGAGAGACGCCCCUACCUCAUUGGACAAAUGGCAAGAAUCUAUGGAGCUGUUGGGCAUGUAGAUGAAGAGAGAGCCAGGAGCUGCCUGCCAUUCCUGGUGAGUCAGCUGGCCAACAUGGAGCAUUCAUUUCAUCAUAUUCUCCUGCUGGAGAUUAAGAGCAUCACAGAUGCCUUCUCCUCCAUCCUGGGCCCUCAGAGCAGAGACAUCUUUCGCAUGAGCAACAGCUUCACUGCCAUUGCCAAGCUCCUUACCCAACAACUGGAGACUGCCAAGGCCAGAAGUGGCAGGAAAAAAGCCAGUGCUGAAAUCGAAUUCCCUGAGAAGCUGAGAGAAGCAAAGCUCACUGUAGCUGGAAAUGAAGACCAUGAAAAGCUCCAAGUUAAAAUACAGGCUUUUGAAGACAAAAUCAAUGCUGAGAGCAAUACCCCUGGCUCUAUCAGAAGAUAUAGUUUGGGCCACGUUUCUAAGGAAGAAAGAAAAGACAUUAGAUUUAGCAGGUCAAAGAGUUUGGCUUUGCACACGGUGCUAACGAAGGGCAUGAAUUCAGAUGAUGGGGAAGUCGUGGAGAGUGGAGAUACACCAGCCAGCAUCUCUCUUUCAGACUUAGACCCACUUAGCCAAGGAAAUGACAAGUGGUCCUUUAAGGCAGAUGCUGAUGGAUCACAGCUGGGAAAUUCUUCAGUUUCACACUCAAGUAGUAUACAUAUAGAAUCAGAGAAUUUGCCAGAACUGGUUAAAGAAAACUACCGGGAAGAAACUCCAGAGGCAACCACAAGUCCUGUAGAAUACCAAGAUAAGCUGUACUUGCACUUAAAGGAAAACCUCAGUAAAGUGAAAGCAUAUGCUGUGGAAAUCGGAAAGAAGAUUCCCGUCCCUGAUCAGUGUACCAUUGAAGAUUCUGUUAGAAGCUGUGUAGCAAAAUUGUUCUUCACCUGCUCCCUGAAGGGUCAUUACUGUCUAUACAGCAAAUCCAGUUUCAUCCUCAUCAGCCAAGAGCCUCAGCCCUGGAUCCAGAUCAUGUUCCUGUUCCAGCAGAGCCUGUUUCCUGAGCCCCUGUCCAUAGAGAGUCGAUCUGUGCAACUUCUCAGGGCUUUGUGGGAGAAGACGCAAGCAGAGGGGGCCCACAGCUUUGAAACAGCCAUGAUGGAGUCCACAUUUCCACAGCAGAAGGCUCUGGACCAGGUACAGCUCCAUCUGGAAGAAGUGAGGUUCUUUGACGUGUUCGGCUUCAGCGAAGCGGCAGGAGCAUGGCAAUGCUUCAUGUGCAACAACCCUGAAAAAGCGAGCGUUGUAAAUCAAGACGGCCAGCCUCUCAUAGAAGGAAAACUUAAAGAGAAGCAAGUCAGAUGGAAGUUCAUCAAAAGGUGGAAAACUCGUUAUUUUACGCUGGCUGGAAAUCAACUUCUGUUUCAAAAAGGAAAGUCUAAGGACGACCCUGAUGACUCCCCAAUAGAACUCAGCAAAGUACAGAGUGUGAAAGUGGUGGCCAGGAAACGCAGGGACCGCUCUCUCCCGCGGGCUUUCGAAAUCUUCACAGACAAUAAAACCUAUGUUUUCAAGGCCAAGGAUGAGAAGAAUGCAGAAGAGUGGCUCCAGUGCAUCAAUGUGGCAGUCGCCCAAGCAAAAGAGAGGGAAAGUAGGGAAGUAACCACAUAUCUGUAGGGAUUUGCAAGCCGACCUCACACCGACUAUACAAUGGGCAUUGCACUAUCAUUGCCAAUGUCAAGAAAAAGAGACAAAUUCACUGCCAUGCUGUUUUCUUACUAAAUACCCCGGAACAGUUUUCCCUAAGAAGCAGGACCUAAAUGUGGCAGGAUUCUCCAUACAUUCCAUAUCCUACUGGCAUUUGCAUUAACUCCAGAAGGUCUGUGUGAUGUGCUCAAGAUGAGGAGCUCCAGAUGGUAUGCAGCCAGAAAGCGGAGAUUCAGGGCCCUAGAAACUUCUAUAGAUAUGUCAUUGCACAUUGUAAGAAAACCACUUUAAAAGAUCCUGGAACCACCUGUCCUGAGGGAGAAUAGGCACUUCUGAUGAAGAACAGUCUGUCAAAAAUACUGAAAGGAGAAACACCUACUAGGAAAAGUCUAAUCAGUGGACACUGAGGAGAACCAUACAGCUUACUUAUAGACAUAUACUAAUUACUUUUAUCCUCUCCUAAUAGGAAUGAGACAAACCCGUGAUAAAAUGGCUCUUCAGGUUCAGCCAGUUAUGUAACUAAAUGUCUGUCUUUCAGAACUACUUCUCUGAUUAUUCCUUUUAGGUUCAGAUACCAUAAUAUGAUCUAAAGUUUCGAUACUUGGAUAUAUCUCCUGCCCAAGGCAGUAAGUGUAAGAUGGAAUAAGCAUAGAAAAACAUUUUCUCCAUCUUCAAAAUACGUGCCAUUUCCCUUAAACUUUGAGAUUUUAAAAUUCUAUACUUUUCUUCUUCGUAUUCAAUUUUUAAUACAUCUGAAUUACAAACAUUGAUUGGUUUUUGCCAUUACUCAAUUUUUUUAAAUUAAGCUAUGGUAGGCAGAAUUCUAGGAUGACUCUCGAUGACCCACAGCCUGGUAUAACCUAUAACCUCCUCCCCUUGAGUAUAGUGGCGCCUGUAACUUGCUUCUAACUAAUAGAAUAUGGCAAAAGGGAUGGGAUAACCUCUCUCAUGAUUAUGGUACAUUAUAUGGCAAAGGCAGAGAAAUUUUGCAGAUAUAAUUAAGGCCCUUAAUCAGCUCGACUUUGAGUUAAUCAAAAGCAAACGAUCCUGGGUGGGUCUGACCUCAUCAGACGAGCCUGUUAAGAGAGUGAACAAGUCAGAAACUCUCUCCCACUGGCCUUGAAUGAGCAAGCUGCCAUGAGUGCUACAGCGUCAAGAAAAUGAACUUUGCCGACACCCAGGGAGUUUGGAAGAGGAUCCCGAGCCUCAGAGGAGAGCCCCGCCCCAGCUGAGACCUGGAUUGCAGCUUUGCAAAAGCCUGAGCAGAGGACUGGCUAAGCCAGGCCUGGACUCUUGACGCACGGAGACUCUGAGAUAAUAAAUAUGUGCUGCUUAAGCUGCUAAGUGUGUGGUCAUGUGUUACACAGAAAUAGAUAGCUAAUACAAAAGCUAACUUGGAAUACACAGAAAGAGUAAUUUUUUCUUGAAAUUUAUUAACUAUGUAGUUAUACAUAGUUAAUUUAGUAAUAGUUAAUAGUAAAUAGUAAUAUUAAUAGUAAAUUUAUUAACUACAUAGUUACAGUAUAGAAAACUGGAGAAAGAUUCUAAGUAGUGAGCAUCCUGAAUCCCCCCCCCAGCUCUACCGCUAACUCAGUAGCAGAGGAAACAGGACAGAGGCCAAGUCUGGGGAGGAAACAAUUCACUUUUAACUUGUAAGGUUUGAGGGUAUUGUGCGAUAGAGAAGUUAUUAUAAGUUGAAAAUAGAGUUCUGGAGGUCAAAACUGGGGUUCAUUGGAUUUGCAGAUGGUCAUGAAGAUGUGGAAUUAAAUGAAAUUGCUCAGGGAGAAUAAGACAAAAGAACCACAAAGGGCUUCCUUGGGACAUCCAGCAUUUAAGCAAAGGCAGGCUGGAGAAGCUGAUUAGUGUUCAGACACCUUACAGACCCAGGGAAACAAUGUCACAAAAGCCAAAUAAAUAACAUUUUCAGGAAAAAGGAGGAGAGCAACAAUGUGAAAUCCUGAAAAGUAAUCACGUAAGUUACAGAAUGACUUUUGCAAUUAAGAAGCAAUUGGUGGGGCCAGCCUGGUGGCACAGUGGUUAAGUUCGCGUGUUCCACUUCAGUGGCCCAGAGUUUGUGGGAUCGGAUCCCAGGUGCAGACAUACCCACUGUUCAUCAAGCCAUG